GUGCGCGAACGCGCGCAGGCCCGGGAGGAGGCUCCCGAGCGAGUGGGUCCCGGCGGCCGCAGCCCGCUCCCCGCGGCCCCGAUGUGAGGGAGUCGGGGAGGCCAGCGGUGCGGCAGGGGAGGGCGAGGCAUGUGCACGGGCCGGGGGGUACAGCAGCCGCCCGAGGACGAGGGGGACGGCGGAGGCGAGGAGGAGAGCGGGGGGCUCGCGGCGGCGGGUCCGGGCCGAGGGGAUGCAGUGGACUGCGUGUGUCUGGCUGUAGCGGGAGAGAGGAAGCGACGAGGCGCGGGGGACCCGCGUGAGGGGCGACCAGGAGGCGGCGGCGGCGGCGGCGGCGGCGAGGAGUAGCGGCGGGACCGGCGGCGAGGGCAGCACUGCCAUGCACGUUCCUCUCCCGCGGCCAUGUUAACCAGGAAACCUUCGGCCGCCGCUCCCGCCGCCUACCCGACCGGCCGAGGAGGGGACACCGCCGUUCGCCAGCUUCAGGCUUCCCCGGGGAUCGGCGCGGGGGCUCCCCGAAGCGGAGUGGGGACCGGCCCACCCUCCCCCAUCGCCCUGCCGCCUCUCCGGGCCAGCAACGCUACCACUACAUCCCACACGAUUGGCGGCGGUAAGCACACCAUGAAUGACCACCUCCACAUCAGCCACAGCCACGGACAGAUCCAGGUUCAGCAGCUGUUCGAGGACAACAGUAACAAAAGGACAGUGCUCACAACCCAACCCAAUGGGCUUACGACGGUGGGCAAGACGGGCUUGCCUGUGGUGCCUGAGCGGCAGCUGGAGAGCAUUCACAGACGGCAGGGGAGUUCCACCUCUCUGAAGUCCAUGGAAGGCAUGGGGAAGGUAAAAGCCAGCCCCAUGACACCUGAACAAGCGAUGAAGCAAUACAUUCAAAAACUCACAGCCUUCGAACACCACGAGAUUUUCAGCUACCCCGAAAUCUACUUCUUGGGUCCAAAUGCAAAGAAGCGCCAAGGCAUGACAGGUGGACCCAACAAUGGCGGUUAUGAUGACGACCAGGGAUCAUACGUGCAGGUGCCCCACGAUCACGUGGCUUACAGGUACGAGGUCCUCAAAGUCAUCGGGAAGGGGAGCUUUGGGCAGGUGGUCAAGGCCUAUGACCACAAAGUCCACCAGCACGUGGCCCUGAAGAUGGUGCGGAACGAGAAGCGCUUCCACCGGCAGGCGGCAGAGGAGAUCCGGAUCUUGGAACACCUACGGAAGCAGGACAAGGACAACACCAUGAACGUCAUUCACAUGCUGGAGAACUUCACCUUCCGCAACCAUAUCUGCAUGACGUUCGAGCUGCUGAGCAUGAACCUCUAUGAGCUCAUCAAGAAGAAUAAGUUCCAAGGCUUCAGCCUGCCUCUGGUGCGCAAGUUCGCCCACUCCAUUCUGCAGUGCUUGGAUGCUUUGCACAAAAACAGAAUAAUCCACUGUGACCUUAAGCCCGAGAACAUUUUGUUAAAGCAGCAGGGUCGGAGCAGUAUUAAAGUGAUUGACUUUGGCUCCAGUUGUUAUGAGCACCAGCGCGUCUACACGUACAUCCAGUCGCGCUUUUACCGGGCUCCGGAAGUGAUCCUUGGAGCCAGGUAUGGCAUGCCCAUUGACAUGUGGAGCCUGGGUUGCAUCCUCGCGGAACUUCUGACGGGUUACCCCCUCUUGCCUGGGGAGGAUGAAGGGGACCAGCUAGCUUGUAUGAUCGAGCUUUUGGGCAUGCCCUCUCAAAAACUCCUGGAUGCUUCCAAACGAGCCAAAAAUUUCGUGAGCUCUAAGGGUUACCCCCGAUACUGCACUGUUACAACUCUUUCGGAUGGCUCUGUGGUACUCAACGGAGGCAGAUCCCGGAGAGGGAAACUGAGGGGUCCGCCAGAGAGCAGAGAGUGGGGGAAUGCACUGAAGGGAUGUGAUGAUCCUCUUUUCCUUGACUUCUUAAAACAGUGUUUGGAGUGGGAUCCCGCGGUCCGAAUGACCCCGGGACAGGCUCUACGGCACCCGUGGCUUAGGAGGCGUUUGCCAAAGCCUCCGACCGGGGAGAAGACUGCGGUGAAGAGGGUCACAGAGAGUACUGGUGCUAUCACCUCCAUUUCCAAGUUACCUCCACCUUCCAGCUCAGCUUCCAAGCUGAGGACUAAUUUGGCACAGAUGACAGAUGCCAAUGGGAAUAUUCAGCAGAGGACAGUGUUGCCGAAACUCGUUAGCUGAGCUCCAGUCCCCUGAUGCUGGCAAUCUGAAAACCGCGUUAUAGCUGAGCCUUACUGGGUUGAAAAGGUGUAGCUCAGACCUGUUUUUAUUUGCUCAAUAACUCGACUCAUUUGUAUCUUUUCAGCACUUGAUGUAAGACUGUUUUUGUUUUUAUAAAAUACACGGGGACAAUGCUUUAAGUUUUUAUACUUUCUGAAACCUUUUUUGUUUUUGUUUUUUUGUUUUUUUUUUUUUUUUUUGUUUUUGUUUUCCUUCCUUGUGUUCAAAAAAUACGAUGAGCCUUACUGUAUUUAGUGUGGCAGAGUAAUCACAUCGGUGGCAGGCCAUUGAUUCUUCAUGACUGCCACACAUUUACAGAUUGGUCAAACUCAUUCACUCUGUUUUCAUGGUUCUUCCUGCUCCCCAGGGAGGUGGCCCCAGAGGCCCUCCUUCCCUCUCCUGGCUCCAGGUUCCCACGGAAGCCGCACACCUUGGCCCAGUUCUCCAUGAAUUAAUCUGGGUCAGAGCGGAGGAGGAGGAAGGGGGUCAGGGGUGAAAAUCUCUUAAGGAAAACUGCACUUUAGAGAUUUUCUAUUUCCUCACCGUCUCUUCAAAUGAUUACAAAAUAGGAAUGCCCGCCUUCAACUGCCCACUUAGCAUUCUGAUGUUCUUAAGCCACCCAGCAGCAUUUAGUGGCCAAGUGGAGUCCGAGAUGUGUGAGUUCCCCCCCUUGAGGCUCUGGGAUGGUGGGGGGCUGUCACGAUCAGGAAGCCUUCUGGUUACGGAAUUGCUUUUGCAUCCCAUUUUAAGGACCUCUCCCCAACACUGCGCCCUGCUACCUUUUCUCUUCCACCACACACAUCUGUUGCCCGCAUUUAGUUUGCCCUUGGUCUUCAGCUGUCCAUCCCAGACCGGUAACACACAUUUGAGACACAUUUGAGCCGCCAUUAUGGUCAUGGUUUCGAAUCCCAGUUUCCAAAAGAACCUCGGCCUGGCUACCUAAGGUGGGGAUUCCCAUAGUUCCAAAGAAGAGUUAGCCGACCGACUGGAGUCAGUCCGCGCUGCAGGUGCCACAGAGGUUCCCUCAGCCUGGGGAAGCGUCAGCUCUUUCGUUAGAAAGAAAAGGGGUUGGAAAGGGAGGAGAAAUUCCACGUCAAGUUAAAUGGUCUGACUUAUUCUCUCCUUCACUAGAAGAGCCACGGGGGAGGGGAAAAUGGUUCCUCUGUUUAGUUGACUUUCUUUUGAAUCGCACUGAGUGGUUUUUUUUUUUUGUUGUUGUUGUUUUUUUGCUUUUUUGGGGGGUUUUUUUGGUUUUUUUUUGGUGGGGAAUGACGCUUUACCUGAGAGAGUAACUGAGAGUUAGGUAAAAGAAUAUUUUCUUCUCUGAAUAAUAAUUAUUUUCACAGUGAAAAUUUCAGUAUUUUAUCACUAAUGUAUGAAGUGAUAUAUAUCAAUUUCAAGGCACGUGGGAAGAAUUUUUUUAGUAUGUGCAAUUUAAUAGAGAAAGAUUUCUGCCUGUUUGGACAAUAGGUUUUGGAUAGUAAAAAUUAGGAUAAAUAAUCUUUUAUAUGCACAGAUAUUAUUGUAUUGCCUGUAAAUCGAUUUACAAGUACUUAAAGCAUGGUCCCCAGUGAGGCCAAGAAAGUUUCUGGUUACGUUUUUUUUUUUUAAUUCUGUUUUCUCUUACUUAAAAAAAAAAAAAAGAAUAGAAAAAGAAAAAAAAUAGAAAGUGUCAUUUUGAAUAAAACAUUUUUCUUAUCUUGAGGCUUUGCCAGUUGAUGGUGGAAAAAUAUGCUCAGGAAUUAUUUCAAAUAUUUGCCAAAAAUCAGUAAUAAGAUUAGCUUAUUAAUAAGUUAGUAAUCUCACUGUUUGCUUUACUAUUUAAGGAUGUCAUUGAUAAAUUAAUUUGUACCUCUGUACUUAGCAAAUUGUAGCUUAUUUCCCUUAGUCAAAUUCUUUGGCAUACUAUACACAGUUCUGUGUAAUCUGUGAAGUGCAAUAAUACGUCAGUAAGUUACAUAAUGAUUCUCAUGUGACAGUGCCCCCAAUCAGUGGCUUAUAGGGCUUAAAAAUUGUGUAUUUAUUUUUUGAAACUUGGCUUAAAGGCAUAAGAAAUAUACAGAGUUGGUCUGGGGACUUUGUAAAGCUACAAGUCUCUUAAUGAUGGUUAUUGUCUUUCGGUCAUUAAAAGAAAUUUUUAAAAAUGGAAGCUGUUCCCCCUUCCAAGGCCCCCUUUCUCUGUUCUCACUUAGUUGCUAUGGGAACCUGAGCCUGACAUUACUAACUCCCCUAGACCGUCACUAGACCUGCAACAGUUUAGAAGUGGACGAAGACCGCUUGUCUUUCCCCUACCACACAAUACUGGUUCUUCGUGGAUGCCAGCAGGCCAUUUGUCAUGAGCUUUACCCGUACACGGAACCGGAAACUUUAAAGCAAACUAUUAUGUGCAGUGCUACAAGGCUUUUUUUUUUUUCUCCUCCUUUCCCCCAACUACAGUGAAAUUUCCUUUAUUCAUAAAAACCGUCUCAGCAUUUUUACUGAUACGGCUGCUUCGAGGAGACUCCUACUUAAUUAUUGUGUCUAAAAUGAAACUGUUGCCUCUUCAUGAUCUUAACCUAAAUAAAGGGCUCUGAUAGGCUACUGGGAGUUGGCUUGGAAACAGUCUUUGGUCUCACAGGUUACCAUUGUCUAGGGAUGUCUGAGCUGUUUUCAGAUUUAGGAAUAGCACAGUGUCGUCUUGUCUCUGGUUGCAGUCUCACUUGGCGCUGUUUCUUGCACUACCAGAGUGUUCUUAGCACAACGGUGGAACACGCAGGGAUGCGAGGCAGUGUAGAUUAACAUCGCAGAGGAGGAAUUGUGCCCUUAGUGUUAAUGUGCCUUUUGUUCUGAAUGCCAUGUUACGGGGCAUGCAUUUUUUUGGCCUCUUUGACUCUUUGAAUGAGAGGUAGUAAAGGUGGAAGCCGCCUCUGCAAAGAUAACAUCUGUCUUAAAUAUCUAGAUUUAUAGGCCUUAAUAGAAACCAUAAGGCGGGAGUCGUCACUGGGCGCUGAGCAAGAUUAACUAUUGGUUAACUACACCAGGAAUUCCCAUGUUUAAGAGGUUAAAGAUGGUCUUUCUUGUAUCUUAACAUCAGACUGAUUUUUUAAAUGAUACUUUCUUUGUUAGGCUAACACUAGACAAAAAUCAACUGUAUUUGUAAAAAUUUACCUCAAAACCAUUUAAUUUUAUAGUGUGAUUAAUCCCAGGGCAUUUGGUCUGAACCAAAGUGCAUUCUUUUUUUUAAUGUGCCUGGCUCAAAUAAGGAGGGCCAGGGAUUUUUACAAUUUGGGUGCAUGGCACUUAAGCCACUUUUAAACUUACUGGGUGAUGUGGAGCCCUGUUAGGUGACUCCAUCAGAAGGCUGGGAAAAACACUUUAGGCAUCAGUAGCAUUGGGCCAUAUUGGAAUCUUAAAAAGUGUGAAUUAUUUUAAAGAGAACAUUCAUUUUUGUAAUUUUUUUUCAUCAAGAAUAUUUCUGGUAAGCAGAAGAUUUUUUUUUUGAAAUUAAAAAAAAAAUCAACUGAUUCGGUUGGUAAAGGUUUUGAUAUCGCCCAACAUGAUGCUGUGGUAGCAUUGAAAAAAAAAAAAAAACAAAAGUAUUUGUGGACUCUGUUUUUUAGGGGCUUGUACAUCUCUCUGCAACCGACAUAUAUACGAUACAUGAUACAUUGUAAUUCUAUCGGCUCAACUGCUGCAGUUCUGUCUAGGCAGGGGCUUGGGUUUUUAUCGAGCAACAACUUAGACACGUGACUAAUAAUGAUGCUGCAACUGUGUGUACUGAAAAACAUGUGAAAUGGUUGAAUGUGGACUGUGUAUAUAUGUAUGUACAGAUUUCUGUGAGAUGCUGCUGUUGCCACUUAACAUGGAAAGUGUUCUAGUGGGUUUGAAUCCUAGUGGCCAGUUCUAUGAUACUGUAUGCAUUGUACAGCCGGAAGCAGAAGUAAAGACUGUUUAGUGAAUAUUUGUUAAAUUUUAUUGUUGUGGCCAGAGAUAAUUUCAGAAUAAAAUUUUAAUGUCCUACCUUA
Messenger RNA from Rattus norvegicus (Norway rat), 6248 nucleotides. RefSeq names its product dual specificity tyrosine phosphorylation regulated kinase 2 (gene Dyrk2). Gene Ontology annotation, molecular function: ATP binding; protein kinase activity; protein serine/threonine/tyrosine kinase activity. The record is from RefSeq and is marked validated. Gene Ontology annotation, cellular component: nucleus; protein-containing complex; cytoplasm. Lineage: Eukaryota; Metazoa; Chordata; Mammalia; Rodentia; Muridae. The coding region runs from base 403 to 2205 and encodes 600 amino acids. The transcript has 3 exons.